Molecule: messenger RNA, 240 nt
Organism: Cercopithifilaria johnstoni
Lineage: Eukaryota; Metazoa; Nematoda; Chromadorea; Rhabditida; Onchocercidae
Source: the annotation of a GenBank genome assembly
AUGCUAUUUUUCCGAGCUGAGGAAAUAUUGCUCGGUAUCCGGUGUACUGGAAAAAUGUUACUUAUUCUGAAUAUGUUUUUCAUCAUGUCUCAACACUCUGUUUAUUAUGCUGUGCAGCAGUUACCUAUGGAGGAUUUCUACAUGUCAGUUAAAGAUGGUGUUGAAUGGGACAGUAUUGAAAGUAAAAUACUUGUAACGGGACGAAAUGAAAUUCACUUGGUGAGGGGAACAGUGUGUUGA